Fusarium redolens is the source of this 3788-nucleotide messenger RNA. Its product is annotated as DNA polymerase family B-domain-containing protein. Lineage: Eukaryota; Fungi; Ascomycota; Sordariomycetes; Hypocreales; Nectriaceae. The transcript is spliced from 3 exons. Gene Ontology annotation, cellular component: delta DNA polymerase complex. Gene Ontology annotation, molecular function: nucleotide binding; DNA binding; DNA-directed DNA polymerase activity. The record is from RefSeq and is a predicted model, not a curated record. Gene Ontology annotation, biological process: DNA replication proofreading; nucleotide-excision repair, DNA gap filling; DNA-templated DNA replication. Bases 1 to 3315 code for a protein of 1104 amino acids.
AUGGCCAGUGCAGUUCUUCCUCAGAAACGAGUUCUGGGCGAGAGUCACACUCGCCAGAACAUCACAUCGUCUCCCUCCUCAACGAAGAAGCGCAAAGUAGAUGCAAUUCCGUCAUCACCUGCCGCCGCCCGGGCUCCCAGCUCCCAGCAUGACCAUCGAUCCAAAAUGACAUCCACUCAGCCCAAGAGUGCUUUUGAAUCAGAAGUCCUCGAAAAGCUCAGCCAGGACUUGUCUGACCGCAAACGCAACAACACAGAGAAGGAUCAGGCAUGGGAUAGACCACCUGUAGUAGACUUCGUGCCGGAGCGUGACAGUCUCUGCUUCCAGUCUAUCGAAGCUGAGGAGGGUACCUUACACGGCGGACGGGCUACCGUCAAGCUGUUUGGUGUCAAUGAAGCAGGAAACUCAGUCAUGCUGCACGUUACUGACUUCAAGCAUUAUCUAUACGUUCCUGCACCCGUCAACUUCCAACCACAGGAAUGUGCAGCUUUCAAAGCAUACCUGGAGACACAAGUCGCUCAACAUCAACCGACGAUCCACUCAGUCGCCUUUGCUAUGAGAGAGAACAUCUACGGAUUUCAAGGAAAUCAGUCGAAACCGUACCUGAAGGUUACUGUGACAGAUCCCAAAUUCAUCAACAAAGUUCGAACAACGAUUCAAAGUGGCAACGCAAACUGGAAAGGCAUGUGGAGGAAUGAUGGCGAAGUUCAAACUUUUGACAACCUACAAUAUCUGCUGCGUUUCAUGGUUGACUGCAAGGUCCGAGGUAUGUCAUGGGUUGAAGCUCCCGCUAAGGCGUAUAAAAUCAUCCCCGAUCAUGUUCGCCAAUCCAACUGUCAAAUCGAAGCUGAAGUUAGCUACCUCGAUCUUGUCGCACACGAACCGGUCGGCGAAUGGUCAAAGAUGGCACCCUUACGUAUUCUGUCUUUUGAUAUCGAGUGUGCCGGCCGUAAGGGUAUAUUUCCGGAAGCAAACCACGAUCCCGUCAUCCAGAUCGCAAACAUUGUUACACAAUAUGGAGAGAAGAAGCCAUUCGUCAGAAAUGUAUUCUGCUUGCAAGAAACGAGCUCUAUUGUGGCAACUCAGAUUCUUGAGUAUGAAAAAGAGGAGAAAAUGCUGAGUGAUUGGCAAAAGUUCCUUAUACGCGCGGACCCUGAUAUCAUCACCGGCUACAAUAUUUCCAAUUUCGAUUUCCCAUAUUUGCUAGACCGAGCGAAACAUCUCAAGGUAUCUGGUUUUGAAUACUGGACUCGAAUCCCCAGUAUGCAAUCCAAAGCCAAGGAAACAAAUUUCUCCAGCAAACAGAUGGGCAACCGAGACACCAAAGCUACAAACACCAACGGUCGAUUACAACUGGAUCUACUCCAACUGAUCCAGCGUGAUCAUCACCUCAGAAGCUAUACUCUGAACUCUGUGUGUGCCAACUUCCUUGGCGAGCAGAAGGAAGAUGUCCAUCAUACAAUGAUUACAGAACUUUUCAAUGGUACACCCGAGUCGCGAAGACGUCUGGCGCUAUACUGUCUGAAAGAUGCCUACCUCCCGCAAAGGCUAAUGGACAAACUCUCUUGUUUGGAAAACUAUACUGAAAUGGCAAGAGUCACAGGUGUACCUUUCAAUUUCUUAUUGUCUCGAGGUCAGCAAGUCAAGUUCAUCAGUCAGUUGUUCCGAAAAGCACUAGAGCAGAAACUUGUCAUCCCCAACCUCAAGUCAGAAGCUUCUGAUGAACAGUAUGAAGGAGCUACAGUCAUUGAGCCAACCCGAGGUUACUACGAUGUUCCAAUCGCCACUCUGGAUUUUGCCUCUCUAUACCCUAGUAUUAUGCAAGCUCAUAACCUUUGCUAUACCACUCUGGUCAGCAAGAAGGCGAUUGAAGCUUUCAAUCUCAAGAAAGACGAGGACUACAUUGUCACGCCCAAUGGAGACACUUUUGUAACAGUCAAGCAACGGAAGGGCUUGUUAGCACAAAUUCUUGAGGAACUUCUCGCGGCCCGUAAACAGGCCAAGCGUGAGUUGGCGGUUGAGACAGAUCCCUUCAAGAAGGCUGUGCUGAACGGUCGACAGCUGGCUCUGAAAAUCAGCGCAAACAGUGUGUACGGUUUGACUGGUGCUACAACAGGCAAACUCCCAUGUCUCGAGAUUGCCAGUAGUACAACAAGUUUUGGCCGAAAGAUGAUUGAGAAGACCAAGGAAGAGGUGGAAAACCGUUACAACAUAGCAAACGGAUACUCUCACGACGCCCAGGUCAUUUACGGUGAUACUGAUUCCGUCAUGAUUAAGUUCGGUACCAAAGACCUGCAGGAAGCUAUGAAGCUGGGUGAGGAAGCUUCGAAAUACGUAUCGGAGAAAUUUGUUAAACCCAUCAAACUCGAGUUCGAAAAAGUGUACUUCCCAUAUCUGCUGAUCAACAAGAAGCGAUAUGCUGGUCUAUACUGGACUAAACCAGAGAAGUAUGACAAGAUGGACACAAAGGGUAUUGAGACGGUGCGACGUGACAACUGUUUGUUGGUUCAGACUGUCAUUGAAAAAGUCCUACGGAUGAUCUUGAUUGACCAGGAUGUUCAAGGUGCCCAAGAGUAUGUCAAAGAGACGAUUGCAGAUCUGCUGCAAAAUAAGGUCGACAUGUCGAAAUUGGUCAUCACAAAAGCUCUUACAAAGGACGAUUAUGCCGCAAAGCAAGCCCACGUCGAGCUGGCGCAACGCAUGAAGAAGCGAGAUGCAGGCUCGGCACCGGGACUCGGUGACCGAGUGGCCUACGUCAUGGUCCGAGGCCCAGCUGGCGCCAAAAACUUCGAGAAGUCGGAGGACCCCAUUUACGUGCUUGAGCACAACGUACCGAUAGAUACGCGGUACUACUUGGAUAAUCAACUAGCUAAGCCACUCGGCCGUAUCUUUGAGCCGAUUCUCGGUGAGACCAAGGCGCGCUCUCUACUUACAGGAGAUCACACGCGUACCAUCUCGGUUGCAGCUCCCACUGUUGGAGGUCUCAUGAAGUUUGCAAAGAAGACACAAACAUGCAUGGGCUGCAAGAAACCUCUGACAGGGAAAGAAGAGUCACAGGGGGCGGUGUGCUCCAAUUGCGCACCUCGCGUUGGUGAGCUUUACAAGAAGACGCUUGAUCGCGUUUCAGACUUGGAAGUGCGCUUCGGGCGACUAUGGACCCAGUGCCAGCGCUGCCAGGGUAGCAUGCACUGCGAGGUUAUCUGCAGUAGUAAAGAUUGCCCCAUCUUUUACAUGCGCAUGAAAGCCAAAAAAGAUCUUGAGGAUGCUGGCCGCGAGCUUUCCCGUUUUGACGCUGAUCAGGCCGCUAUGUGGUGAGAGCUGGGAGGGUUGUUUCUCCAGGCAUCUACACCUCUUCAACAUUCUGAGUUGUCACUUUAUCAUUUACAUUGUCUUGUAUGUUUAUUGAAUUACUGGAGAGGGAACCAAAGCAUCUCUGGAUGCGGUUGGAAAGAUGAGGAGAGUCGUGCUGAGAUGUAAUGGAAGAGAUGCUCCUAUAAAAAUCACGGCUGGGAAUAGGCAUAUUGUAUGUAUAGGCGCAGGUACAAGUUUGGGAUUGUUUGUAGUCGUACUAUGUACGUAAGGCGUUUUGGGGCUUGGAGCCGCGGGUUCAACGUUGCUGCAGAUAUCACUGCAUAUAUUUAAGACAGAAUAAAGCAUGCGGCAUUGGCAUGAACACGUUUGAGACUUUAAUUUCCCUUACAAACGACAAUGACCAAGUCGUACUACAAACCAGGGUGAAAUGUUCAAAGGCAACGUAGCAAUGGUAUCGAAGCAAUAUUUGGAAAUAG